AUAUCUAUACAAAAUGGAGUUAACCCCUCACCAACUUCAUUAUUUCAAGCGAGAGCUUAUUUCUCAACAACUUGAUAAAGAAGUCGAUCAAAUUAAAAAAUCCACUCAAUUGUCCAGUCUUAUCCAUCCCACACCCGAGACCAGUAGUGAAUACCCAUUUUUGCAGUAUCUUACCCAACACUUUAUCUUGGAGUUUCCUCUUUUAAAGAACGGCAAUGAAAACAACUUUUGGACAAAGUUACAAGCUUUUCUGGACGAGUAUAGUAAAUUAAAGCUGGAUAAUUAUACACCUAAAUCCACCAGAGAUUCUCAAAGACGUGUUUUGCUCUACAAGAUAGAAAAGCUAUUGAUUAUUUCUCUUUCUGCCAGUAUCAAGACUGUUCAAGGUAAAGAAGAAUCUAUUGAUGUUCUGGAUUUGGCCAAGCAAGACCCAGCCGAGGAAAGUUUGGUUACCAAGUUAAAUUUGACUCAUCUCGAGAGCGAAGAAACUUAUUUGGAAUGGAUCGGACUCAAUGGUUUGCGUCUGAAUGUCGUGACUGUACGUGAUGUCAGUGAAGUACGUACCAUUCGUCAACAUGUCCAUUCUGAGUUUAUUGUCGAGACAAACCUGGUUGUAGCCGAGGGAGAGGAGCCUGCUCCUACUGUGUAUGUUGCAAGACGUCAUGGACAAUUUCGUCAACUCCGAGAUGAUCUCAAAGUGGCAUUUCCUACCUUAGAAAUCCCCGCUGUUCCCGGAAAGGCGCGUGAUUCUUCCUAUGCAGCCAAAGAAAGUCAACAUUUACAUCGUGAAAAGGACCGUAUCAUGUUGAGAUCUUUCCUUCGUAGAUUAUGUGCGGAGCCUGUGGUUGCAAACAGUGACAUCUUUAGAGACUUUUUGUUGAAUGAACCAAUGCAAUUGUCAUUGCUUGAACAAAAGGAUGCGGACUUGCGCCAGAAAAUGGAUCAAAACCGUAUUGACGAAGAAAAGAGAUUCCGUGAACAAGUUGAUCAAAAGAUUGUUGAAUUGGAUGGUUUAUUGGACAUGUUAAAGACCCAAAUUAUGAAGCCUAAUGGAUUGGUUGAAAUUUUCGAGGUUAUCAAGACCACUGAAACAAUUGAUAAGUUACCCGUCGAGUUAAGAAAGGCGUUUGAAUGGGGUAGAAUUAAUUUCGCAUUUGUGCUUCAUACACAGUUCGUCACUUCGGAUAGAUCUGUUGAAAAUGUUGCUAAUUUGAAACGUACUCAUUCUCUUAUGCCUUACCGUACCAUUGCUCAGAUUCUCAAAUUAUCCAACCCAUUUUCUAUGGUCAAGGGUGUUUUGGAUUUAUUUUUGGCCCAACCUUUUGGCGGAAAAAGUCUUUUCCAAAGAAUUAUGUUGUCCAAUAUGAGUGAACAAAGCAAAGACAUGCAAAAAGAUAUUGAAGAACUUCAACUCAAGAUUAAUGACCCGCCACUUUGUGAAAAGGUUGCCAAUGCUGUUCAAUCUGAUAUUCCUGCUGGUGUUAGCAUGGGUAAGACUACACCUAUUCAAGAGACCUUGGAACUGUUAAAAAAUCCUACAAUUCAACCUGUCUUGACCCCUCAACAAAUUAUGCGCGUCGCAUUUGCCAACCAACCUGGUAAAGUAGAAGCACGUACGCUUGUUGAAAACCUGCACAAGUUAUGGAUCUUGUAUGCUCGUAAACAGGAGCAAGAGUCAUUAAUGUCCUUGGUCUUCCAAGGCGUCACAGGUGAAAUCAUCAAGGAUUUGUUUGCCAUCUUUUAUGAACCUUUAGCUCAAGUUUAUAAGGCUGCUAAUAUUGGUGAUAGUAUUGGUCAUGUUGCUGGUUUCAUCAAUGACUUGAUUGCCAUUAUUGAUAAAUUAGAUGUAGAGGAUGCUACUAAUACUGCACAACCUUUCAUUGACCUUGUCCAACGCCAUGAAUCCGAGUUCUAUCAAUUUGUUCAUAAUGUGCAUGCUCAAGAUCAAAGCAAGUUGUUUGAUAAUUUGUUGGGUUAUGUUGAUAACUUGUUUGGUUUUGUCUCCCAUGGUAUACCUACUCGCAUUGAUGUUGAACAGAUUACAUCAGAAGCGGGUAUCACCAGUGCAGAAAUUCCUGCAUUGAAACAAGAAAUUGAUGCUUUGUGUGCAUAUCACUAUAGCCGAAAACAAAGACAUUUGGAACGUAAGCGACAAAAGCUGAUGUCUACAAACGAUGUGGCUGAUUCGGAAGAGAUCUUUAACUUUUUGCCUGAUAACAAGGAGGUGAUGGGUGUAUUUAAUGAUAUUGCUGAAGUAGAUUAUGAAAGCGAGGAGGAAGAAUCUACUAGUGGCGGAAGUAGUAGCAGUCUCGUUGCUCAUGAGUCUACUAUUGUACCUCCUACCCUUGUACUGAUUCCCAAGAUUGCACCUACUUUUGUUAAACAUGUUCGACAAAUCAUGCAAUAAA
This is a messenger RNA of Mucor mucedo, 2408 nucleotides long. RefSeq lists its product as uncharacterized. Bases 14 to 2407 code for a protein of 797 amino acids. The transcript is spliced from 3 exons. NCBI's taxonomy places the organism in Eukaryota, Fungi, Mucoromycota, Mucoromycetes, Mucorales, Mucoraceae. The record is from RefSeq and is a predicted model, not a curated record. Gene Ontology annotation, molecular function: phosphatidylinositol binding.